AUGUUCGGUCUCUUCGGCGGCCAAUCGUUUGAACCCGAGAAGGACAUUCCCGACCUUUCCGGCAAGGUCAUCAUCGUGACAGGAGAAUCAGUUCUGCAGCUUGCAAAGCACAAUCCCUCCCAAAUCUACCUGGCCGCCCGCACAGAGUCAAAGGCCAGAUCCGCAAUCGACGAGAUCAAGAGUCAAGUUUCUGAUGUCAAAGUCGAGUUCUUGUCUCUGGACCUGACAGACUUUGAGUCCGUCAAGGCUGCUGCUGACUCGUUCAUGCAAAAGGAGCAGAGAUUGGAUAUCCUGCUCAACAAUGCUGGUAUUAUGGCUGUACCAUAUAGCACCACCAAGCAAGGCUAUGAGAUCCAAUUCGGAACCAAUCACAUGGGUCACGCUUUGUUCACGAAACUCCUUUUGCCCGUACUUCUCAAGACAGCAGAGGACCCCAAGGCCGAUGUCAGAGUCGUAACGCUGUCGAGCGAAGGACAUCAAUUGGCACCUCGUGGUGACGGUAUCAUCUACGAUCAAGUCGCCGCCGAAAGCUAUGGUACCUGGGCUCGCUAUGGCAGCGCUAAACUGGCCAACAUCCUGCAUUCUCGCGGUCUGACGUCUCACCAUCCUUCCAUCACGGCUGUCGCUGUGCACCCUGGUGUCAUCAAGACGGAUCUGUUUGCGUCGACUCAACGCGACAGUAUGAUUAUCAGAUAUGGUAUUGCUGCUGUGGGUGGACUGUUCAUGCAGACUGUGCCUCAAGGAACGAGAAACCAGCUUUGGGCCUGCACGGGAAAGAAGGAAGAUGUUAGACAAGGGUACUACUUCAAGCCUGUUGGCAACAAAGGGCCAGGCUCUGGAUGGGCCCAGGACACGAAGAAGGUUGAGGAACUUUGGGAGUGGACGGAGAAGGAGCUGGCUAAGCAUGGGUACUGA
Messenger RNA from Aureobasidium vineae, 915 nucleotides. The record is from the annotation of a GenBank genome assembly. NCBI's taxonomy places the organism in Eukaryota, Fungi, Ascomycota, Dothideomycetes, Dothideales, Saccotheciaceae.